UGCGCGGUUCGGUCGCGCGCUCGUGCCGUUGUCAGCUCGUCAGGAAUGAUUGCGUGCAGGUGAGGCCGGCUGUGCUACUAAAGCCGUCCCGAGGAGCGUCCCCGGCUCUGUGAAGCUGUUACCGCGAGCACCUCCGUCAUGGCCUCGCCCAUCUGUACCCCCGCGGCCACCUCCACCCCGGCGGCCGCCUCCUCCUCCAGUGGCCGAUCCAGCCGCUCCGCCGGCCGGCGAAGCGGCGCGGCGGCCGGCCUGUCCGCCUCCAGUACCAGCCCGUCCCGCCUGUCCCGGCUGCAGGAGAAGGACGAGCUCCGGGGCCUCAACGACCGCCUCGCCAACUACAUCCAGCGGGUGCAGGAGCUGGAGAGUGAGCGCUCCUACAUGCUGCUGAAGCUGGAGGAGAAGGAGGAGGCCAGGAGCAGCGUGCGGAGGCUGUACGAGGAGGAGCUGGCCGACGUCAGGAAGUCCCUGGACGGCCUUGCCCAGGAGAGGGCCCAGCUGCAGAUCGACUACGGGAAUCUGUGCGAGGAGCACCGGACGCUCCAGGCGAGGCACCAGAAGAAGGAGGGCGAUCUGACCAACGCGCUGGCCCAGUUGAGGAGAGCUGAGGAGACUCUGAGCUUGAAGGACGCCGAGUUCACCAAACUGCAGUCGGAGAACCGCAGACUCAACGGCGACCUCGCCGACCUGCAGAGCCAGCUCGAACAACUGGAGGCUCUGCUGGCAGACACCAAGAACCAGCUGAGCUCUGAGACACUGAGGAGAGUCGAAAUGGAGAGCCAGGUGCAAACGCUGAAAGAGGAGCUCGAACUGCACAAGAACAUCAGUGAGCAGGAGAUCCUGGAGAUCCGAAGCAGACACGAAAGACGCCUGGUGGAGGUGGAUUCAGGGUGGAGGGGAAUGUUUGAAAGCAAACUGGCUGAGGCGAUGCAGCAGCUGCGGCAGGACAGCGAGUCGCAGCUUCAGCAGUACAAAGAAGAGAUCGACCGGGUUUUCGGCUCAAAGCUACACAACGCCCAGCAGGAUGCGCUGGAGAAGAACGGCGUGGCUUCGGCCACAAAAGACGAGCUGGACGCCACGAAGGUCCGAGUGGAGACCCUCAGCUCGCAGCUGCAGCAGUGCAGAAAAGAAAAAAUCUCUCUGGAGAACCGCUUCCAGGACCUGGAGAGGACUCUGGACAGGGAGCGGGAGGACUGGCACCAGAAACUGAGUCAGUAGGAGCAGGAGCUGCUCAACAUGAGAACCCAGAUGUUCAGUCAGCUGGAGGACUACGAGCACCUGAUGGAUGUGAAGGUAGCUCUGGACGUGGAGAUCAGUGCCUACAGGAAGAUGCUGGAGGUGGAGGAGCAGAGGUUUAAGCUGUCGCCCAGCCCCUCGCAGCGGACAUCCAUACCUCGAACGCACGAGCACAGCGGCCGAAAGCCCAGAGGGAAGAAACGGAAAUACGAAGGCGAGUCGGGGAGCUCGCCCGCCUACAAAAUGUCCAGUCGUUCGAUGGAGCGCGGCGCCGUGAGUGUAGAAGAGAUUGACGUGGAUGGAAAAUAUGUUCGACUGAAGAACAACUCAGAGAAAGAGCAGUCUCUGGGUGGGUGGGUGGUCCGGCGGGUUUACCCCGGCGCUGGAGACAUCACCUUUCACAUUCCCGCCUCCUGCGUCCUGGCUGGUGGGCAGACACUCACUAUCUGGGCAGCAGGCGCUGAGGUGGAGGUGGAGCCCAGUGACCUGGUUCUGCAGGGCCACAAGAGCUGGGGGGUCAUCACUGAUAUCAGGGUGAUCCUCCUGAACUCCAACCACGAGGAAGUGGCCGAGCGCAGGCUGUGCAUGCUGGGUGGGGGUGAAGACGACACUGGGCUGGAGUUUGAUGAGGAGUUUGUCACGGGGAGUGAAAUGCAGCGCUUCCAGAGACAGGAUUUCUCGAAGGAGACCACUUGUGCUGUGAUGUGACGCCUGCUCUCUGCCACCGACCUCGACGGCGGUCUGAAAAACCCUGGAGCAGCUCGGGCCUCAGACUGCUGCUUUCUGGCUCCAGUAGUUUUAUUUACAGUAGGACGGUGAGAUGAUCUCACCUGCCUUACAGCAACAGUGUCCCUCACGUUUCGUCGCUCUCGCUUCACAACAGGAGCUUUGAUUUUAAUUUUUGUUGAAGUGUAAUAAAUAAAGCUAAAAGUUUCUAAACAAA
Messenger RNA from Maylandia zebra (zebra mbuna), 2176 nucleotides. It is a transcript of the gene lmnl3, whose product is annotated as lamin L3. Gene Ontology annotation, biological process: heterochromatin formation; nuclear pore localization; protein localization to nuclear envelope. The record is from RefSeq and is a predicted model, not a curated record. Gene Ontology annotation, molecular function: structural constituent of cytoskeleton. Gene Ontology annotation, cellular component: nuclear lamina; nuclear envelope. NCBI's taxonomy places the organism in Eukaryota, Metazoa, Chordata, Actinopteri, Cichliformes, Cichlidae.